Molecule: messenger RNA, 642 nt
Organism: Dermatophagoides farinae (American house dust mite)
Lineage: Eukaryota; Metazoa; Arthropoda; Arachnida; Sarcoptiformes; Pyroglyphidae
Gene: SelR
Product: methionine sulfoxide reductase SelR
Biological process (GO): protein repair; response to oxidative stress
Cellular component (GO): cytoplasm
Molecular function (GO): peptide-methionine (R)-S-oxide reductase activity
Source: RefSeq, a predicted model, not a curated record
UUUGAAUAGUUUUUUGAUCAAUUCAAUUUGAAUUCAUAGAAAUUCAGCAUCUUUGUCGAGAACAAGAAAAAAAAGAAGAAAAGAAAAAAUGGCUACAAGUUUUGUCGUUGAUCGUGAAAAUCUUAAACAACGUCUUACAACCUUACAGUAUAAUGUAACACAAAAUGGAAAUACCGAAGAACCAUUUACAGGUAAAUAUAAUAAUUUCGAUGAAGGUGGAAUAUAUUCCUGUAUUGUAUGUGAACAACAAUUAUUUACAUCGGAAACCAAAUAUGAUUCUGGUUGUGGUUGGCCGGCAUUUUUCGAUUCAUUAGAUAUGAAUAAACUUUGUUUUAAACCGGAUUAUAAGAAAGCACCACGUAUACGUACAGAAAUUACCUGUGCAAGAUGUGAUGCACAUUUAGGUCAUCUAUUUGAAAAUGGUCCAAAACCAACCGGUAAACGUUUCUGUAUCAAUUCAGCAUCAUUGAAAUUUCAAUGUUUUCCACAGCGAUCCUAGCUAGAUAAUAAUUUCUUUCGUUAAUUUUAAUGACAAUAGUUUUUUUUAAUUUUGUAAAAAAACACCACCAACACUGCUACAUAUUUCACACGACCAUCAUCGGUUUUUUCUUGAUUGAUUAAAUAAAGCAUAAUAUCGUUAAA